Molecule: messenger RNA, 1656 nt
Organism: Giardia duodenalis
Lineage: Eukaryota; Fornicata; Diplomonadida; Hexamitidae
Exons: 1
Coding region: 1-1656 (551 amino acids)
Source: RefSeq, a predicted model, not a curated record
AUGAAGUGUUCUGCUCGUCAGCGAGGCAAAUCAGCGAAGACAUCGACGCUUUCCUCCACCAGUAGCAACAUUGCUAGGCCAGAUACACAUUUUGAAAACCUCGACUCCGUGUCCGGCUCCUCCGCCAUUGAUGCACUCGUCCAUGACAUGGCGGCCUUACAAACAACCCUUGCAGUUACAACAAGUCAGCUCAAUAUUUCCUCUAGUCAGCUACAGUCUAAGGAGCGCGAAUUGGAACGAGUGCGCGGAAAGUUGCGCGACAUGGAGAAUAGCAUAUUAAACAACUCAUAUGCUCCCUCGACUGCUUGCAGCCAUGAGGCUUCGACCACUUGUGAGGUGCUUAUUGAGAAGAUAGACAGCAUAUGCAAUGCUUUAGGUGUGAAACCCAUCUCCACGGCUUAUGAGGAGAGUAAAGUCAGUACUGAUCACCACUUAUCGGACUCGAUUGCCAGCCAAGCUGAGCCCCUCCUCGUUCCACAAUCUGUGCCGGCGAGUGGAUCAGAUGCGUAUAUCGAUGAUACGAUAUCGACAAUUCUCAAGGUGAUAGAGGAUAAAUCCAUGCAGAUAAACUUUCUGGUCAACUCUCUUGAUAUUAUUAACGCACAGCUCAUCGAGGAGCGGCAAAUAUCGCGUAAGCUUGCAGACACUGUUUCUCAGCUGCAGAAAGACAAUUCCGUGCCACCUGAAGGCCUUAUCGAGUCUCAAGUUAUUAGUGACUCAGACAGUUCUUCUUUCCCAGCAAUCUUAAAUGGUUACCUCAAGAUGACCAAGGACGAACUGCUCAGAGAGUUGCAAGAUAAAGAUGCACAGAUCUCUAAGCUCCAGGAGACUCUUCACGGAAAUGACCAUCAUUCUCCAAUGACAGGAGGCGAUGUAGAUGCACCCUUGAGUCAAGAGCAAUGCAGUGAGGAGUUCGGAUCUAUCGCCUGUGGUACUCUCGAUGAAGCUGAGCUCACCAGCACUAUCAAAAAGUUUGUUGCAGAGUACCGAGCCAUAUCUGCAUCAGCUUCUGUUACUAUUCCGCAUACUAACAGACUGUUAGAUAUGCUUUUAGAUGCCAUAAAACUGCGGACAAUGUCGAGACACAAGCUCUCACCCAAAGAAUUGGACAAUGACAUAGCAACGAUAGAGUCCAGCUUUGUUUUAAGACAGAUGCGCAUGAAGGACGAAGAGAUAGCUCGGCUGAAGGAGCUCCUUCAGCAAAAGGAGUUCCAGCUCGACCAAGCCCUGCAGCAAUCAGUCAAGUCACACAAUGCUUCCAAAGAAAGCGGACUCGCUGAACACGUGAAUAUAGAACCAACUCCUAGAUCGACUCAGGUCCAGAGGGGUACCUUUAUUGGCGACAAUUGCGACUUAAUGCUAACGAAUCCUCAAGAAUCCUCUUCAAAAGGAAUGGAUAACUUGGGAACUGUUGUCCUUCCAGACCCGUCCUCUGCCAACGAAGCCGUUCUUAUUAGCUUCUCAGCGCGGUUGAAGAAGGUGCCCAUUCAAGACGUUAAGCAUUAUGGUGAUCCCAUAUACAAGAGUAAUGGGCUUACGAUCGCAUCUCGUGUCACUUUAGGGUCUCCACACAAGUCUCAACAUAAGUCUGCACACCAAGCUGCAAAUCUAUACACCUCUGCUGGAGACCUUGCGCCUCAAGAUCUAGAGAUCUAG